This is a messenger RNA of Daldinia vernicosa, 536 nucleotides long. RefSeq lists its product as uncharacterized. The record is from RefSeq and is a predicted model, not a curated record. NCBI's taxonomy places the organism in Eukaryota, Fungi, Ascomycota, Sordariomycetes, Xylariales, Hypoxylaceae. The transcript is spliced from 2 exons. The coding region runs from base 1 to 423 and encodes 140 amino acids.
AUGUUGUUUACUCGCUUGCGUAGUAGAAGUAGUAGUAGUAGUAGUGGUGGUGGUGGUGGUGUUGGUGGUGGUGAACAGAAUAGGGGUGAAGUAUUAGCCAAGAGAUCCAUGUUUCUAGUUUACGAAUUAUUGCCUGAUUCCAAGUAUGGUCAUACUGCACGUGGCUCAGGCAGCGGGUUAAACGAGGAUCCCACCUCUCGAUCCGCGGACCAGCCUCAGGGAAGUCCCCAGGGAAGCCCUCAGGGAAGCCCUCAGGGAAGUCCUCAGGGACGUAAGAAGGGAAGUCCUCAGGGAAGUAAGAAGGCUGAGGCUACUACCGGCCAGCAGACCGGGACGGUGAGGACGUCGAUGGCUAAUGCGGCUAAGACGCAGGGCAGUGUUAGAGGAGAAGAGCAGAGUAGUAUCGAACAAUGUGAGACGUAGAUACGAGGGUUUAUAGGAAAGUAAUCGCAAGACUGGAGAUACACCAUCUUAACUGUAAUAACAGCGCCUAUUAGUAAAGUUUACAUUCCUGACCUACCACAGCCCAAUCGUAA